GGAAAAUUCAGUGACGUGCUCUCGCUGGCAGCUCUCCCAGGAUCCGUGUUUUGCAUCGCUCUCAAAUUUGCAUUUUUCUACAUUUGCUUUUCCGUUAGCCCGAACCUGCGCGUACUUUUUGCAAUUGUAUACACACUGUCAUAUCUCUAAUCUAAUAGCCGUGAAUGUGCAUAGCAACAACUCGAAACUUUAAAUGAUGUGACUGUGGUCAGGGGAAAAUAGACGGGCUUACUAGUCAUUCAACCACGAGACCAACGGGCUGCCUUCAGAUUGUCGCGGGCUGUUGAGCUGAGCUGUUGUUUUUUUUUCUUCCCAAGGUUUGCUUUUAUUUUCGUAUUGAUCAGCGUCGAGUGUGUUUGGUGGGGGCAGAGCAGGAGACAUCAUGUCGGAAGUGUUGCCUUACAACGAGGAGAAAAUUACCCACUAUGGCGAUGACGGGGACGUGGGACAAAUCUCCCUCACCUGUGGUCUACAGGAUUCCAGUAACUUCUUUGGUGGUUCACAGAAUAAAAGACCUCCAAAACUCGGCCAGAUUGGGAGAAGUAAACGAGUUGUGAUUGAAGACGAUAGCAUCGAUGAUGCGCUGGAGAACGCAGCGGAGAAAACACCCACAGGUGUCUAGAACAAUCCAAAGACAUUGUUAGAGGAGAAUAAUGACCAUGCACCACCCACGUUUGGCAACAAAGCACUUUGAAAUCCCUUACAAAAUGGGCUGUGAUCCACUGUGCAGUCAGCCAUCAGUGUCCUAUUGCAGGCAGGCGAACAUGGAAAAGGCUGAGCGAGUCGCGUUUGAUCGCUGAGCAUUUUCUUUCUGACGGCGUGAAAUUAAACCCUUAUCGAUCAGUCUGUUCCUAUCCAAAUGUGAUAAAGACUGAAAAGGAAUUGUGUACCCCAUGUACAGCCAGUAUUGUACUACUAAGAACAGUAAAGAGGAUAAAUGAUACUGCUAAGCACACUACUGUAUAUCCCAAAACAAGUUGCAUUCAUUUGCUGUACUCUCUGGCUGUGGCUGAGCUCUUUGUUUACUCUCCAUAUCUUGCAAAAUUAUAAUUAUCUUUCUUCGUGCACAAUGGAUGUAAAAGCGCUGUUUUGUUCUUCACCUGUACAGAUGCACCAUUUAUUAUUACCUUUUGAAAUAACUUUUUUUUGCAGUGUUGAAAGACUGGAAAACAUGUUUUAUAUGAAAUGACAAAUGAAGGUUUUAACUUUUUUAAUUAUAAAAUUUUUGAUGUUGCUCGACAUAUAUAUUGUUGUCGCUACAAACUGCCUGCUCAUUUUAAAGCAAGAAGCUUAUUUUUUAUAUUAGGGAGCUAUUUAUAAAGUAGCAAGGCUCGUUCUUGUUUUUGGAAAAAGGUGGUAGUCAUUACAUUUUUUCUAAAUUAAUACGUACAUUGUAUGGUAUAUAAUCACAACUGUGCCAAAUAUCAUUGAGGAGACCAGCCAGUCUGGAUUUCUGUGAUCUUGGUAAAUGUAAAAAUUAGCUAUUUUGGCUGUCAUGUAAAUGUAACAGGGCUUUUCCUUAUGGCUCAUGCAUGAAAGCCCUUUGUGGCAAAGACACUGGUAAGCUAUUGAACAUCUCUUUUGCAACAUGGAAUGACAGACCUCAAUAACUUUUAACUGAAUAUUGUGUGUGUGUGUUACACCUCUUUAUUCACCGAACAGGGCUAUUUCUGCAAUGUAAUAAUAUUAAAGGUUAAAAAAUUAAA
Messenger RNA from Anguilla rostrata (American eel), 1706 nucleotides. RefSeq names its product calcium/calmodulin-dependent protein kinase II inhibitor 2-like. The record is from RefSeq and is a predicted model, not a curated record. Gene Ontology annotation, molecular function: calcium-dependent protein kinase inhibitor activity; protein kinase binding. The coding region runs from base 383 to 622 and encodes 79 amino acids. Lineage: Eukaryota; Metazoa; Chordata; Actinopteri; Anguilliformes; Anguillidae. Gene Ontology annotation, biological process: negative regulation of protein kinase activity. The transcript is spliced from 2 exons.